This is a messenger RNA of Bufo gargarizans (Asiatic toad), 3316 nucleotides long. RefSeq names its product exonuclease 3'-5' domain containing 3 (gene EXD3). The record is from RefSeq and is a predicted model, not a curated record. Gene Ontology annotation, molecular function: 3'-5' exonuclease activity; nucleic acid binding. NCBI's taxonomy places the organism in Eukaryota, Metazoa, Chordata, Amphibia, Anura, Bufonidae. The transcript is spliced from 23 exons. The coding region runs from base 288 to 2915 and encodes 875 amino acids. Gene Ontology annotation, biological process: nucleobase-containing compound metabolic process.
CCGGACUGCACAGAUCAGCCGAGAGAAGGGUUCCGGGUGAGGAAAACCGUGUGCGGCGUCUGAAGACGAAGAGGGGCGUUUUAGGCACAAAAUUCCUCGUAUUUCUCUCAGAUUCCAGUCAUGGCAUGACACAGCCAGAUCUGAUGGUUAUGCGCCAGUUUGGAGCGGAGGAUGGGAAUUUGGCAGUGAUACUAGCGUGUAAAAGGAUUUAAGCCAUUUUUGUGAAUAUCUGGAAUCCACGGCAAUUGUCAGAGUGAAAGAACCUGAAGGAGUGAAGUCCCGAGACGAUGGAGUGCGUGGAGGACAGCAGAGCGGGCGAGCCUCGGCCAUCUUUUCCUUCUCACGCUGGUGCAGGCCAUGAUCUCAUCCUGACUGUAUCUGCUGUGAACAUUGCUUGGGCACAAAAAAAUGUGGAGCAGGUUAAGGAAUCCUUGAGAGAAUUUAUCUCCACAGUGGACGACCCAAUGACGUCUCUUCUGGACCUGCUGGACCAUUAUAGCCCAACUAAAGGAAAAGGGAACUCCCUGGCGGUUUUAAUUGCGUGUGAAUUUCAGAAAUGGAUAAAUGACCAUCUGGAAUGCCAGCAGUCUGGUUUGAGGCUGAAGAAGCUGCAGGCGCGCGUCUUCCCUUUGGUCGCUGAAGGGACUCUUAUGGACAUCCUUCUGUCGGUCUACAAACUGGAGGAAGCAGAGCGAUCCUUUGUGCUGGGGAACGUCACUCAUCUUCACCAAAUGGGAAAAUAUAAAGAGGCGGCCAUUUUGAGUAUACAUCUGAACCUACAGCCUGAUCUGGACCUGGAGCAAAUGUGCACGCCUUUGCUGCUGCUGGACAGAUUCAACCUGCUGGAGGCGUACGUGUCCGGAUACCCUGAGCUGCAGAGCCAGCUGCUCCAGAUGUUGGAUCGAUGGAGCGAUUCCAGUUUCAACCCCAGGAAACUUAGCAAACAGUACCAGGGUCUUCCGCCCAUUAAAGCAGACAAGCUGAAUUUGAAGACUCUGAGCAAGCUGGCGUUUCGGCUGCUGGAAACCUACAACCUGGACCCAGCCCUCUGUUCAAAUAUGAUAAACCAGCGUCACCUGGGCACCCUGAAAUAUCUCAUGUACAAGAGAUUCGUGGAGAAAACGAUGACUCAGGAGAACUGGGCCGACCAUGUGCAGAACACGGCUAAUGGGAAUCGCUGGUUGCAGGAGCAGUGUAUCGCACUCUUGUGUCGUUAUAGUGAUCUGCAGACGGCCGGGUUCUGGGCUCUGAAGUUCGGCAUGCCGAAGGAAACUCUCCCUAAAAAUGUGGCGGAUAUCCUCCAAGACCUUUGUAUUCAGGAGAAGCUGUCGGAGAGCGAGAAAAACCCUGAAGAUUCACAAGCCAGAAGAAACCACUUCUACCAGCUUCCUAUUCCCAGGAGCAAAGUUCAUUUCCUGCAGGAUCACACGGAGCUGUCCGGCUGCAGAGACGCGGUCCUGAAGGAUGGACAAGUCGUGGGUGUCGACAUGGAGUGGAGACCAUCAUUUGGUGGACUGGGGAAGCCAAAUGUGUCACUUAUUCAGUUGGCGGUGAAGGAAGAAGUUUUCCUGUUGGAUGUUUUACAAGGAAGUUUACUGCAAAGCAGCGAUUCAGUCGGGAGCUCCGAUCUCGUCACAUUAAUCAAGGAUCUGUUUUCUUCCACCAAAAUUACAAAACUGGGUUAUGGCAUGGUUGGAGACUUUCAAAGCCUGGAUGCCACCGACGCUGGAUUUAGGGGGCUUGAGUUACGCAACGUGGUUGACCUCUGUGAGGCACAUAGGCAGAUGCAGCGUAACCGCAGUCGGCCGAGAGUGGCCAGUGGACCAGUGGAUGUCCUGGAGAAUGCGUCAGGGGAUGACUGCAUCCGACAGCCAGAGAAGGGUCUGAGUUUGCUGGUAAAGGACGUCCUAGGAAAACCCCUGGAUAAGAAGCAGCAGCUAUCCAACUGGGACAAGCGGCCGCUUCGAGAAGAUCAGAUUAUCUAUGCAGCCGUCGAUGCCUAUUGCCUCCUGGAUGUGUUUGAGAUCCUCUGCAGUACCCCAGAAAAGUUUGGGCUGAAACCAAAUUUCUAUGAACUUCCAAAAGGCAAAACAUCGCCGAAGAAAGACGUACGAAGAUCCCCACGCCAAAAGGAGUCGGUGCUAAAGAACAAUAGGUUGAAAACUCCGCCGUCAAAAGAGAUCCCCACAGAGAGCUCUCCCCAGACAAAACCUCUGUCCCCCCGGGAGUUCAGUGUCAUCUGUGACAACAUGCUGCAGGGACUGGGACGUUACCUGCGUUGUUUGGGCGUUGAUGUGUUGAUGUUGGAGAACGACGACGAUCACAGGAAAGCAGCAGAGAUCGCCAGGCUAGAUGGGAGAGUCAUCCUUACCUGCGGCAUGCCCUACCAGACGCUCCGUUCACAAGUUGGAGAAGGAAGAUGUUUUUACGUGAACUGUUCAGAAAGAGCGAAAGAACAGGCGAUCCGGGUGCUGAAGCAUUUUAAUGUGCUUGUUUCCCACAGCGAUGUCUUCAGCCGCUGUCAGGUGUGUAAUUGUAACAAGUACCUGCACAUUUCCCGGGACAAGAUGAUGCAGCUCAUGAGACUCCGUGACUACCUGCAGGAAGUCCGAGAGACACAAGGUCCUCCGCCUGCCAGCCCGCCGGAGCGCUUAUUCCCCAGCGAAAGUUUGCAAUGGAUGGAAGAAAUGGGCAUCUCCUCAGAAUCUCUGCUCCUGGCCAACGGCACCCAACUCCAGCUGGACGCGUUGCCCGCAGGCCUCUUAGACAAGGUGCCCCUGUUCUUCUGCUGCAGUCAGUGCGGCAAAAUCUUCUGGGAAGGGUCACACUUUGGACGGGUGGUCUCACAGUUCAAGGAAGUGCUGCAAGACAGCGGGGAGUGCAUUUACCAGUCUGCCAGCCACCAGGGGCCAUGACUGGGACCUGAUGGGAUCAGACGUCUCUCUUCAGUUCCACCCUGAAUGGCAUGCUUCAGAUAAUCAAGAGUUAACGGUUAUGGCAGUGCAACUCUUAUUUCCACAUUUUUAAAGAUGAUUGGGGUGAUAGUUGUGGAAUUGAACAAAGGAGAAUAAAAUGGUCUUGCCCUUAGUAACCAAUCAAACGUCUCCUAUUGAUUUCUAAGCUGCUCCAGUUGGAAUGUGAUUGGUCACCGUGGGCAGUGACGCGCUCAUCUCUGUGAACGUCGGCCAUCUUUAUUGUAAUUUUAUUUCUGAUUUCCUGCUUUUAAUGAGCUGUUUUAGCAUUAUGCAAUCUCCUGUGAAUGGUCAUUCUUAUUUUUUUUAUGUAUAUAAAUAAAAAUAAAAAAAUAAUAAAAAAA